Lodderomyces jiufengensis is the source of this 2280-nucleotide messenger RNA. RefSeq lists its product as uncharacterized. Gene Ontology annotation, cellular component: membrane. The record is from RefSeq and is a predicted model, not a curated record. Lineage: Eukaryota; Fungi; Ascomycota; Pichiomycetes; Serinales; Debaryomycetaceae. Bases 1 to 2280 code for a protein of 759 amino acids. The transcript has a single exon.
AUGCCAUCAAUUGAAGAAAAUAAUAAUAUUAAGAAUAUUAAUAAUACUAUUCAUAAUAAUGGUACAAGUAAUAAUAAUGAUAUAAAUAAUAAUGGUACAACUACAACUUCAAAUUCAAUUUCACCAAAUGAUGAAUGGUUUAAACCAUUAGCAAUUGAUGAUUAUUUAACAAUAAAUGAAUUAUCAAGAAAAAACGUACCUAAAGAAAGACCAUAUGAUAAAACUGAUAAAUAUGAUGAAUAUGAUAUAUCAUGUGGUCCAAUUUUAAGAUUAGCAGGUACUUUAGAAAAUGGUCAAAAAAAUUAUAGAGGUUCUAUUUUAGUUGUUAUUAGAAAUUGUCCUAGUUCUCCACCAAUUAUAAAAUAUAAAAUUGGUCCUGCUUCUUCUGAAAUAGGUACUUCUGAAUCAUUUUUCAAAACUGGUGAAUUUCCAGUUACUAAAUUUUAUGAAGAAGAUGAAUUUACAUUUUUUAGAUAUACUAUUGAUUUGGAAAUGGUUGAUUAUGAACAAAAAAUUCAAUAUUAUAUAAAUAAUAUAUUUAAACCAAAUUUUCAAUUUUUUAUACCAAGUUAUAAUGAAAGUUUAAAUGUUAUUUCAGUAUCAUGUAAUGGAUUUUCAUUAGCUUGUGAUGCUAAAGAAUAUCAAUCUUCUUUAUGGUUAGAUGUUUUGAAAAAAACUUCAAAACAACAUUAUCAUGUUAUAUUGGGAGGUGGUGAUCAAAUAUAUUGUGAUUCUAUUAAAAUGCAUUCUGAAAAAUUACAAGAAUGGUUAGAAAUGAAAAAUCCAUUAAAAAAAAGAUCCGUCCCUGCAACUGAAGAUGUUAUUAAAGAAUUUAAUAAAUAUUAUUUACAUCAUUAUAUGGAUUGGUUUGGUAAAGGAUUUUGGAAAGGGAAAAAUUCUAAUGUAUUAGAAAGUUUAUUUCCCUUAGCAAUGUCACAAAUUCCAAGUUUAAAUAUAUAUGAUGAUCAUGAUAUAAUUGAUGGAUUUGGAUCAUAUCAUGAUUCAACAAUGAGUGCACCAAUUUUUACAGAAGUUGGUAAUGUUGCUUAUAAAUAUUAUAUGUUAUUUCAACAUCAAAUGAAUCCAGAAGAAAAAUUACAUUUACAAGAUCCUUCAUGGCUAUUAGGUUCUAAAACUGGUCCAUUUAUAAAACAAAAAAACCAUUCAGUAUUUACAAGAUUAGGUAAAGAAAUUGCUUUAUUAGGUUUAGAUUGUAGAACUGAAAGAAAAUUAAAACAAGUAGUUGAUCCAUCCACAUAUAAAAUUGUAUUUCAAGAAUUAAAUAAAAAAUUAGAAACUAACGGAGAAGUUAAACAUCUUUUAGUAAUGUUAGGAGUUCCAAUUUUUUAUCCAAGACUUGUAUGGUUAGAAUGGUUAUUAACAUCAACUGCAUUAGCACCAGCUAGAAAAUUAGCACAAAAGGGUUUAAUAAACAAAGGAUUAGUUAAUGAAUUUGAUGGAGAUGUAGAAGUAUUAGAUGAUUUAAAUGAUCAUUGGUGUUCAAAAUAUCACAAGAAAGAAAGAAAUAAAUUAGUUAAAGAUCUUAUGGAAUUUGGUGCAUCAAAGGGAAUAAGAAUUACAAUUUUAUCAGGUGAUGUCCAUUUAUGUUGUAUUGGUAGAAUGAAAUCUAAAUAUCAUAAUCAUCCAAAUGCUCAUUUAAUAAAAGGUUCAGAAAUUAUUAAACAACAAAAUCAAGAUUUAUUACAAAAUCCAGAACAUGAUCCAAGAUUAAUUUUUAAUGUUAUAUCAUCAGCUAUUGUUAACGCACCACCUCCUGACGCAAUGGCAACAUUAUUAAAUAAAAGAAGUGGUGAACAUCAUUUUAAUAAGGAUACAACUGAAGAUAUUGUUCCAAUUUUUAAAAAAGAUGUUGAUGGAUCUUCAAGAAAUAAUCAUCGUUUUUUAAAUAAAAGAAAUUGGUCAGAUUUAGUAUUAGCUAAACAAUCAAUAGAUUAUAAACAUUUGUUUAAUUCAGAACAAAAUGGUGAAACACCAGUAGAUGAAGAAGAAGCACAAGAAAAAGCAGUAUUAAGAAAAUUACCACAACCUAUAUUAAAUUCCACAAAAGAUAUAACAAAAGAUGAAUUAUCUCAACUGCAAAAAAUCGAUUCUGCUCAUAUUCAAUAUCCAUUAUUUUCUGAUUCUUUGGUUACUAAUUUAAGAGUUGAAACUGAUCCCUCUGAUUUAGAAAGUGGUUCAACUAGGUAUGAAAUUUUUAUACCUAAAUUAGCUGGGAGUUAUAAGUUGGAUAAAGCACCUGUUAAACAUGUUGAUGUUUAG